UCCUGGGCAGGCAGUGGGACCAUCGACGACAACAUGAGGGCUCUGUGGCUCCUGGGGUCCCUGCUGAUGAGCCUGGAUUUGACACUUUCGGCUCCACCAUGGAAAGGACCUAAGGAAUUCAAGCAGGGCCCUGACGAGCCCACUGUGGUUCUCACCGUCAAUGGGAACCUCUGCCACUUUCCCUUCCUGUACCACCGCCGUCUGCACCACAGAUGCAUCCACAAAGGCGGGCCGGGCCGGUCCUGGUGUGCCAUCACUCCUAACUUUGACCAGGACCAGCAGUGGGGAUACUGCUUGGAGCCCAAGAAGGUGAAAGACCACUGCAGCAAACACAACCCCUGCCACAAAGGAGGGACGUGUGUGAACACCCCCAAUGGCCCCCACUGUCUCUGCCCAGAACACCUUACUGGGAAGCAUUGCCAGAGAGAGAAGUGCUUCGAGCCUCAGCUUCUCCAGUUCUUCCACGAAAAUGAGAUAUGGUUUAGAACGGGGCCAGCAGGUGUGGCCAGGUGCCAAUGCAAGGGUCCUGGCGCCCACUGCAAGCCGCUGGCCAGUCAGGCCUGCAGCACCAAUGUGUGCCUCAAUGGGGGCAGCUGCCUCCAGGUGGAGGGUCACCAACUGUGCCAUUGUCCUGCGGGCUACACUGGACCUUUUUGCGACUUAGAUAGUAAGGCGACUUGCUACGAGGACAGGGGACUCAGCUACCGGGGCAAGGCUGGAAACACUUUAUCGGGGGCGCCAUGUCAGCGGUGGGCCUCGGAGGCCACCUACCGGAACAUGACUGCGAAGCAAAAGCUAAGCCUAGGCCUGGGACACCAUGCCUUCUGCCGGAAUCCGGAUAAUGACAUGCGCCCAUGGUGCUACGUCUGGAGGGACGACAGGCUGAUCUGGGACUAUUGCGACCUGGAGCAGUGCCAGACCCCAACCCAGGCACCUCCUCGAGUUCCCCCUGAGCAUCAGGACCUGCCGGUGCCCCAGCCUUCCACACUGCAGAAGCCUCAGCCCACGUCCCAGGCGCUACCUCUGUCCCACGCGCUAGAUGCCUCGCCUGAGCGUCAGAAUCAUGUGUCCAGGAUCAGCUCAAUGGGCUGCGGACAGCGGUUCCUCAAGCGACUGUCCCCGCUCAGCCGCAUAGUGGGCGGAUUAGUGGCUCUGCCUGGGUCUCACCCGUACAUCGCUGCGCUGUACUGGGGCGACAGCUUCUGCGCCGGCAGCCUCAUCGCCCCCUGCUGGGUGCUGACUGCGGCUCACUGUCUGCAGAACCGGCCAGCGCCCGAGGAGCUGACGGUGGUGCUCGGUCAAGAUCGCCAUAACCAGAGCUGCGAGCAGUGCCAGACGCUGGCUGUGCGCUCCUACCGCCUUCAUGAGGGCUUCUCCUCCAUCACCUACCAGCACGACUUGGCUCUGCUGCGCCUGAAGGAAACCGAAAACAACAGCUGCGCGAUCAUGUCGUCCUACAUCCAGCCCGUGUGCUUGCCCAUCAGCGCGGCCCCACCCUCGGAGACAGUGCUCUGCGAGGUGGCCGGCUGGGGUCACCAGUUCGAGGGGGCGGAAGAAUACGCAGAUUUCCUGCAGGAGGCGCAGGUACCCUUCAUCUCCCAGGAGCGCUGCUCCAACUCUGACGUGCAUGGGGAUACCAUCCUACCCGGAAUGCUUUGUGCUGGCUUCCUGGAGGGAGGCACAGACGCCUGCCAGGGUGACUCCGGGGGUCCUCUGGUGUGUGGAGAAGGGGCUGCAGAGCAACGGCUCACCCUGCGAGGUGUCGUCAGCUGGGGCUCCGGCUGUGGUGAUCGCAACAAGCCCGGAGUCUACACAGACGUAGCCUACUACCUGGCUUGGAUCAAGGAGCAUACCGAUUCCUAACUAACCAGGGUUAGUCCUUCCAGUGUGUGUGCCCCUGGAGUGUGAGGGUUGACUAUGGUAUGAUGGACACAAUGGAGAUAGUGCCCAGGUAGCAUGCACAUAGAAAUUCAAUAAAGUGCUUUGAUAAUGUU
Molecule: messenger RNA, 1994 nt
Organism: Microtus ochrogaster (prairie vole)
Lineage: Eukaryota; Metazoa; Chordata; Mammalia; Rodentia; Cricetidae
Gene: F12
Product: coagulation factor XII
Biological process (GO): zymogen activation; blood coagulation
Cellular component (GO): extracellular region; rough endoplasmic reticulum
Molecular function (GO): calcium ion binding; serine-type endopeptidase activity
Source: RefSeq, a predicted model, not a curated record